Condylostylus longicornis is the source of this 1391-nucleotide messenger RNA. It is a transcript of the gene gus, whose product is annotated as protein gustavus. Gene Ontology annotation, molecular function: protein binding. The record is from RefSeq and is a predicted model, not a curated record. The transcript is spliced from 3 exons. Gene Ontology annotation, cellular component: SCF ubiquitin ligase complex. Gene Ontology annotation, biological process: proteasome-mediated ubiquitin-dependent protein catabolic process; intracellular signal transduction. Bases 112 to 1128 code for a protein of 338 amino acids. Lineage: Eukaryota; Metazoa; Arthropoda; Insecta; Diptera; Dolichopodidae.
UUUUUUUAUCUCGUAAAACCUUGUAUUGUGGUGGCUUUUCUCAUAAAGAAAAAAAAGGGGAAAUUCAUUUUUUUAAAUUUUGGAUUAUAAAUUUUUAAUUUAAUUGCAUAAAUGGAAUUAGCAAAGAAAAGAUAUAAGGGUGGUAGAGGACCGGUUUUAAGAUCUAGCGAUCGACGUCGUCCUCAAACAACUUCAACAUCUCCAGUAUCACAUCGUGUUAUGUUAUCACGUUUAUCAUAUCAAGUAGCAAUAUUAGACCAAAGAAAUACAAGAAGUAGAAGUGGUUAUAAUAUGGGUCAAAAAAAUAGUGGUGGAGUUAAAUCGGUAAGCCGUGAUACACCGGCAGCAUUUAAACCAGUUAUACCAAGAGAAUUGGCAGCUGAUUUUACAAGACCAGCUAGAUUAGAUAUAUUAUUGGAUAUGCCAAUAGUAACACGUGAAACACAAUUAAAAUUUUCAUGGAAUGGUGAAGAUAGAUCAUUAAAUAUAUUUGUUAAAGAAGAUGAUAAAUUAACAUUUCAUCGGCAUCCAGUAGCACAAAGUACAGAUUGUAUAAGGGGGAAAGUUGGUUUUACAAAAGGUUUACAUGUAUGGGAAGUAUAUUGGCCAACACGACAACGUGGUACACAUGCUGUUGUUGGUGUUGCAACAUCAGAAGCAGCAUUACAUUCUGUAGGUUAUCAAAGUUUAGUUGGUUCAACAGAUCAAAGUUGGGGUUGGGAUUUAGGUAGAAAUAAAUUAUAUCAUGAUUCUAAAAAUUGUGCUGGUAUUACAUAUCCAGCAAUAUUAAAACAAGAUGAAGCCUUUUUAGUACCAGAUAAAUUUUUAGUAGCACUUGAUAUGGAUGAAGGUACAUUAAGUUUUAUAGUUGAUGGUCAAUAUUUAGGAGUUGCAUUUAGGGGUUUAAAAGGAAAAAAAUUAUAUCCAAUAGUAUCAGCUGUAUGGGGUCAUUGUGAAAUUACAAUGAAAUAUAUAGGGGGAUUAGAUCCUGAACCAUUACCACUUAUGGAUCUCUGCAGACGUGUUAUACGUCAAAAAAUAGGACGAAAUCAUUUAGAAGAACGAAUUCAAGAACUGCAAUUACCUCAAUCAAUGAAAACUUAUUUACUUUAUAGAGAUCGUAGAUAAUAAUAUGUUUGUCGUCGCCGUUGUCUGAUAUAAAAGCAAUGUGUAUGAAUGUUUAAUUUUAUUUUUUUUAUUUUAAUUUUAAACAACAAGAUUUUCGCGGUAAUAAUAAUUAUAAUUAUACAUAUAUUUAAUACUAGUUUUUAUAAAUACAUUAUAAAACACACAAAUAAACAAAAAAAAAAAACAAAAAUUAAAAAGAAAAAAAAAAAAUAUUAAAUAACAUCGAAAGAAAAAAAAGAAACACAAAAAUAAUAUAAAAAAUU